Messenger RNA from Myotis myotis, 2821 nucleotides. RefSeq names its product MORC family CW-type zinc finger 3 (gene MORC3). The coding region runs from base 175 to 2781 and encodes 868 amino acids. The record is from RefSeq and is a predicted model, not a curated record. NCBI's taxonomy places the organism in Eukaryota, Metazoa, Chordata, Mammalia, Chiroptera, Vespertilionidae. The transcript has 16 exons. Gene Ontology annotation, cellular component: PML body; nucleus. Gene Ontology annotation, molecular function: zinc ion binding; ATP hydrolysis activity.
CUUUGCCCGAAGUUUUUACAUACCAAUUCUACUAGUCACACUUGGCCAUUCAGUGCAGUUGCUGAAUUAAUAGAUAAUGCAUACGAUCCCGAUGUGAAUGCUAAACAGAUAUGGAUUGACAAAACAGUGAUAAAUAGGCACAUAUGCUUAACGUUCACUGAUAAUGGGAAUGGUAUGACUUCAGACAAAUUACAUAAAAUGCUAAGCUUUGGCUUCAGUGACAAAGUCACCGUGAAUGGUCAUGUCCCAGUUGGAUUGUAUGGGAAUGGUUUCAAGUCAGGUUCUAUGCGUUUGGGUAAAGAUGCAAUUGUUUUUACCAAAAAUGGAGAAACCAUGAGUGUGGGCCUCUUGUCUCAGACCUACUUGGAAGCCAUACAAGCAGAACAUGUUGUUGUUCCAAUAGUGGCCUUCAACCAACACCGACAGAUGAUUAAUUUAGCGGAAUCAGAGGCAAGCCUGGCUGCAAUUCUGAAGCAUUCUCUGUUUCCCACGGAGCAGAGUUUACUAGCAGAGCUGGAUGCUAUCAUAGGGAAGAAGGGGACGAGGAUCAUCAUUUGGAACCUUAGGAGCUAUAAAAGUGCAACAGAGUUUGAUUUUGAGAAGGAUAAAUAUGACAUCAGAAUUCCAGAAGAUUUAGAUGAGAUAACAGGGAAGAAAGGGUACAAGAAACAAGAGAGGAUGGACCAAAUUGCCCCAGAAAGCGACUAUUCCCUGAGGGCUUACUGCAGUAUAUUAUAUCUAAAGCCAAGAAUGCAGAUCAUCUUACGUGGACAGAAAGUGAAGACACAACUAGUUUCGAAGAGUCUUGCUUACAUUGAACAUGAUGUUUAUCGACCAAAAUUUUUAACGAAAACAGUGAAAAUUACUUUUGGAUUCAACUGCAAAAAUAAAGAACAUUAUGGGAUAAUGAUGUAUCAUAAAAACAGACUCAUCAAAGCUUAUGAAAAAGUUGGAUAUCAGUUAAAGGCAAACAACAUGGGUGUUGGAGUAGUGGGAAUUAUAGAAUGUAAUUUCCUAAAGCCAACUCAUAAUAAGCAAGAUUUCGACUAUACUAAUGAGUACAGGCUUACAAUACUAGCACUGGGAGAUAAACUGAAUGAUUAUUGGAAUGAAAUGAAAGUGAAGAAAAAUGCAGAAUAUCCUCUAAAUUUGCCUGUUGAAGAUAUACAGAAACGUCCUGAUCAGACGUGGGUUCAAUGUGAUUCCUGUCUAAAGUGGCGAAAGUUACCAGAUGGGAUAGAUCAACUCCCAGAAAAAUGGUAUUGCUCCAAUAACCCUGACCCACAGUUCAGAAACUGUGAUGUUCCAGAAGAACCUGAAGAUGAGGAUUUGGUGCAUCCGACUUAUGAAAAAACCUACAAAAAGAGAGACAAGGACAAAUACAGGAUCAGACAACUGGAAAGGCUCCCUCAGAUUAAUACUGAACUGUUGUUUUCAACAAUCCCUUUGCCAAGUAUUUCUCCCGUGAAGGACAGUGUUCCAAGAGGACAUCUUUCAGAAGCAGCGAAUACUUACGCAGCACGACUUGUAAACAACAGGGGUUCACCCCAGUCUGAGCCUGAGAGCAACAGCAUGAAACGGAGACUUCCUAUUCGUUCCUCAAUUUUGAAUGCAAAGACUCCGAGAUUGAGUAAUCAAGCAUUUGAAAAUCCAGCUUCUAGAGAGGAUGAUGAAGAUGUCAUCAUCUUAGAAGAGAACAGUACUCCCAAGCCUGCAAUAGAUCAUCAGAAUGUUGAAAUGAAACCAGAACAGAGUCACAUCGAGCAAAGUAUGGGUGACAUGCUUCAGGACGAGCCUAUGGGUGACAUUGAACCUUGUGACCAGACUAGUUCAACAGGAACCUUGCCAUCCAGGUGUGAUCAGGCAACUGCUGUGGCCACCCAGACUGAAGUCCCAGGUGUGGUGGUUAAAAAGGAAGAAACGAUUGAAGAUGACAUCAAUACAAGAAACGAUACAGCUGCACUGCCAUCCUGUGUGGAAGCUGAAGGGAAGCCACAGGAAAUGCAGGAGACCUUUGAUAAAGCUGUGGGUGAUGCUGGGUGCCGGGUAAAUGAACUGAGAAAUGAGCUGCUGCUAGUUACCCAAGAAAAAGAAGAUUAUAAAAGACAAUGUCAUAUGUUUACUGACCAAAUCAGGCAGUUACAACAGAGGAUACUGGAAAUGAAUGACAAAUACGUGAAGAAGGAAACCUGCCAUCAAUCUACCGAAACCGAUGCUGUGUAUUUACUUGAAAGCAUUAAUGGCCAAUCUGAAAGUCUAGACCACGUGGCAUCUCAGUACCGGCAAGCUCUGGACGAAAUAGAAAGGCUGAAGAAACAGUGCAGCGCUUCGCAGCACGUGAAGCACGAAUGCAGUCAGUGUUCCAAUAGUGAGAGUAAAAGUGAGAUGGACGAAAUGGUCAUGCAACUGGAUGAUGUGUUUAGACAGCUGGACAAAUGUACUGUUGAGAGGGACCAGUAUAAAAGUGAGGUUGAAUUACUGCAAAUAGAGAAAUCACAAAUUCGUUCACAGUGUGAAGAACUGAAAACUGAAAUUGAACAAUUAAAAUCUGCAAGUCAACAAAGAGGAACAGAUGUUUCAACUUCAAGUAACAUCGAGGAGUCUGUAAAUUAUGCUGAUGGGGAAAGCUUCAAACUGCGAUCUCUCCGAGUUAAUGUGGGACAACUGCUGGCCAUGAUUGUACCUGACCUCGAUCUUCAGCAAGUGAAUUAUGAUGUUGAUGUCGUUGAUGAGAUUUUAGGACAAGUUGUCGAACAAAUGAGUGAAAUCAGUAGUUCUUAAAGUCUAUAUUAUUCGAUAUAAUAAAACUAUUUGCUCAGUC